AUGCAUCCUUUUCUAAUCUUCCUCCUGAUCCCGGCCAUUUAUUGUGCUUGCGGCACCCCGACCGAAUGUCAACAGAUCGCCCAGCGAUUGGAUAAGAUGAAAGCCGAGAUGCGCCAUGGGGGCGGCUUCAAAGACCACGAGAUGACCACCAUGUCUACCACGCGAAGGGCAGAUUACAAUGCCACCUCGGAGUCAAAGCGCCAGAAAUUCCAAGGCUCCAAGUCCAACAGCACCGAAACGAGCACCACCGGCCUCGGCGAACGGAAUCGACAACUGCGCGAAUGUGACUCCGGUGAUGGAACCCCCAACUGCUGCCCCCGGGACCUCCUUAUCAACCUCGACCAUUUCGACGGCUGGGAUUUUGUCGUCGCCCCCAGGGAGAUCAACGUCCGCCAAUGCGUCGGCGACUGCACCGUGCCGCACCUGCUGACCACGCGGGAAAACCUUGAGAAGAAAGACAUGCUCCAUCUCACGCGCAACGACUUCCUCCGGGCCAGCUACGCGGUCGAGCUAGCGCCCACGUGCUGCCACAUCGACAGCUACGCGCCGCUCGACACCAUCCUCAUCUUCCCCAACCAGACGGUCACCAAGUACGUCUUCCACAACGUCGUUGCGCUCAGCUGCUCGUGCUUC
This is a messenger RNA of Mesorhabditis spiculigera, 633 nucleotides long. The record is from the annotation of a GenBank genome assembly. NCBI's taxonomy places the organism in Eukaryota, Metazoa, Nematoda, Chromadorea, Rhabditida, Rhabditidae.